AUGGCGGCGGCUCCGGCUGCAGAGGGAGUGAGUUCCCCUGCAACUCCGGCUCCAGGUGCCGACAGCAAUGAUGAGUCUCCUGAAGUCGACGGAGAAGGAGUUGGAGCCGUGGGCGAAGAGAAGGACCCACUCGCGAAAGUAGCGGAGGCCGUUGGGGACAGCGAGGAGGAUGGGGAGGAUGUGUUCGAGGGUAGAAUCCUUUACAAAGUACGAUGGAAAGGAUACACAUCAGACGACGAUACCUGGGAGCCUGAGGUUCAUCUCGAAGACUGUAAAGAAGUUCUGCUUGAAUUUAGGAAGAAAGUUGUCGAUAACAAAGCUAAGCCAGUCAAGAAGGAUAUUCAGAGACUUUCCUUAAGUAAUGACAUAUUUGAGGCAAACUCUGAUAGUGAUCAGCAAAGUGAGACAAAAGAAGAUACUUCUUCAAAGAAGAAAAAGAAAAAAUUAAGACACAAAGAGGAGAAAAGCCCAGACGAUCUGAAAAAGAAAAAAGCAAAGACUGGGAAACUAAAAGAUAAGUUCAAAUCAGACUGGGAGAGCUCCUCAGAAAGUUUCGUUUUUGACUCAAGGACAAAGAAAAGAAUUUUGGAGACCAAAGAAGAAUUAAAGGAAUUUAAAAAGCCCAAAAAAGAUGACAUAAAAGAAACUAAGGAAUUAAAAAAAGUUAAGAAGGGGGAAAUAAGAGACUUAAAGACUAAAAUUAGAGAAGAUUUCAAAGAAAAUAGAAAAACAAAAAAAGACAAAUGCCUUGAAUCUCUGUUGGAGUCUGAAUCAAGUGUGCUUAAUGAUUCCCUUUCUCAAGAUGAGGACAGUGAAGAGUUACAUUCUGAUAGCAAAGAAGAAAAACAAAAGAUUAGAAUUAUCAAAGAUAAAUCUGGGCAAGAUGUGCUUCUAGAUGAUGUUUUUGAUAAACAGCUAGAUGACAAAGUAAGUGCCGAUGAGGAUGCUGAUGUGAGAACAAAGAGGACAAAGAAGAAGCCAAGAAAGUCUGAGGAGCAUAAAGAGCUCCCAAAGCUAGAAAGCAAUGAUGUUUCUUUAGAAAAAAAACAGAUACAUAAAAAACUCAGGAACCAAGAAAAAGAUAAGCUCAUAGCUGCAUCUGCCCAAAUACAGAAGAGUUCAAGAUGGAGUGGGGAUGAGAGUGGUCUCAAGUCUACUGAUUCACCUGGGAAGGAGAAAGACACUAAAAAGAGUGAACCCAAGGAAAAAUACCUGAAAAGGCAUGAUUCUGACAAGGAGGAAAAGUAUAGGAAAGAGACAAAAGGAUUAAAGACAUUUAAGGAAAUCAGAAAUGCAUUUGAUAUAUUUAAAUUAACGCCAGAAGAAAAAAAUGAUCUUACUGAGAGUAAUUGGAAAAGAGAAGAAAUACCACUGGAUUGUAAAAUCACAGACGAUCACAAAACCAAAUUAUUUAAAGAAAGGAGAAAUACAAGAGAUGAAACGGAUACUUGGGCAUAUAUAGCUGCAGAAGGUGACCAGGAAGUGCUAGACAAUGUAUGUCAAACAGAUGAGAAUUCUGAUGGCAGACAACAGAUUUUGAGUUUGGGUAUGGACUUGCAAUUGGAGUGGAUGAAAAUGGAAGAUUUUCAGAAGCAUCUGGAUGGAGAAGAUGAGAAUUUGGCGACAGCAGACACAAUUCCAAGUAAUUUAUUGAGAGAUGCUGUGAAAAAUGGAGACUAUAUUAGUGUAAAGAUUGCACUUAAUUCAAAUGAAGAAUAUAAUCUGGACCAAGAGGAUUCCAGUGGGAUGACUCUAGUGAUGCUGGCUGCAGCUGGAGGGCAAGAUGACCUGCUUCGGCUACUCAUCAAAAAAGGAGCCAAAGUUAAUGGGAGACAGAAGAAUGGGACCACUGCACUGAUUCAUGCAGCUGAGAAGAAUUUUUUAACAACAGUGGCUAUUCUUUUGGAAGCUGGAGCUUUUGUAAAUGUCCAGCAGAGCAAUGGUGAGACUGCUUUGAUGAAGGCCUGUAAAAGAGGAAAUUCAGACAUUGUGCGGCUUGUGAUUGAAUGCGGAGCUGACUGUAAUAUCUUGUCAAAGCACCAGAACAGUGCACUACAUUUUGCUAAGCAGUGUAACAACGUGUUGGUGUAUGACCUGCUUAAGAAUCAUUUAGAAACACUCUCAAGAGUAGCAGAAGAGACAAUACGGGAUUACUUUGAAGCCCGUCUUGCUCUACUAGAACCAGUUUUUCCAUUAGCCUGUCAUCGUCUCUGUGAGGGACCAGAUUUUUCAACAGAUUUCAAUUACAAGCCCCCACAGAACAUUCCAGAAGGCUCCGGCGUCCUGCUGUUUAUUUUCCAUGCAAACUUUUUGGGUAAAGAAGUGAUUGCUCGGCUCUGUGGACCGUGCAGUGUACAAGCUGUAGUUUUAAAUGAUAAAUUCCAACUUCCCGUUUUUCUGGACAGUCAUUUUGUUUAUUCAUUCAGUCCUGUCGCCGGCCUCAAUAAACUUUUCAUCAGGCUGACAGAAGCACCCUCUGCUAAGGUUAAGUUGCUAAUAGGGGCCUACAGAGUGCAGCUGCAGUGA
Chrysochloris asiatica (Cape golden mole) is the source of this 2526-nucleotide messenger RNA. It is a transcript of the gene MPHOSPH8, whose product is annotated as M-phase phosphoprotein 8. Bases 1 to 2526 code for a protein of 841 amino acids. Lineage: Eukaryota; Metazoa; Chordata; Mammalia; Afrosoricida; Chrysochloridae. Gene Ontology annotation, molecular function: protein binding. Gene Ontology annotation, cellular component: nucleus; cytoplasm. The transcript is spliced from 14 exons. The record is from RefSeq and is a predicted model, not a curated record.